This is a messenger RNA of Hemibagrus wyckioides, 4306 nucleotides long. It is a transcript of the gene rela, whose product is annotated as v-rel avian reticuloendotheliosis viral oncogene homolog A. The transcript has 11 exons. Bases 193 to 1986 code for a protein of 597 amino acids. Gene Ontology annotation, biological process: innate immune response; response to cytokine; canonical NF-kappaB signal transduction. Gene Ontology annotation, molecular function: RNA polymerase II cis-regulatory region sequence-specific DNA binding; DNA-binding transcription factor activity, RNA polymerase II-specific. Gene Ontology annotation, cellular component: cytoplasm. The record is from RefSeq and is a predicted model, not a curated record. NCBI's taxonomy places the organism in Eukaryota, Metazoa, Chordata, Actinopteri, Siluriformes, Bagridae.
CACGUCACUUCCGCUUCGCGAAGAGCGAGCGAGAGGGCGGCCCGCAAACUUACUUUCGUCUCGGUGAAGCGAGGAAGAGCAAAAAGCUGGGAAAAAAAUAUAUACUGUGCAAAAAAGCCUCUUGAAUACCGAGUCUCUGUGGAUUUUACACGUUGUUGCUGUUUUUAGAGAGAGAGAGAAAAGGGCGGCGAAAUGGCUGAAAUGUUCAGCUGGGGACAGCCCACUGUGCCGCAAGGCACACCAUACAUCGAGAUCAUCGAGCAGCCCAAGGCAAGAGGGAUGCGCUUUCGUUACAAAUGCGAGGGGAGAUCGGCCGGCAGCAUUCCCGGAGAAAAGAGCAACGAUUCCACCAAAACACACCCAGCCAUCAAGGUGCAUAACUACAGCGGUCCAAUCAGAGUGAGGAUCUCCUUGGUCACCAAGAACCAGCCGUACAAGCCCCACCCACACGAGCUUGUGGGAAAAGACUGCAAGCACGGCUACUACGAAGCCGACCUGCCCGAGAGGCGGAUUCACAGUUUCCAGAAUCUCGGUAUUCAGUGUGUGAAGAAAAAGGAUGUACCCGAAGCCAUUUCCUGUCGCCUACAAACACAGAACAACCCCUUUAACAUUCCCGAAGCCAAAGUGUGGGAGGAAGAGUAUGACCUGAACGCCGUCCGCCUCUGUUUCCAAGCAACCAUCACCCUGGCAACCGGCGAGCUGUAUCCUCUGACGCCUGUCGUCUCUCAACCCAUCUACGACAACAGAGCUCCGAACACAGCCGAGCUAAAGAUCUGUCGCGUGAACAGGAACUCCGGCAGCUGCCGGGGCGGAGACGAAAUCUUCCUACUGUGUGACAAAGUCCAAAAAGAGGACAUCGAGGUGCGCUUCUUCCGAGACUCGUGGGAAAGUAAAGGCUCCUUCUCUCAGGCCGACGUCCACAGGCAGGUCGCCAUCGUGUUCCGCACACCGCCCUACUGCGACACGAACCUGACCGAGCCCGUGAGGGUGAAGAUGCAGCUCCGCCGGCCAUCAGACCGCGAGGUCAGCGAGCCCAUGGACUUCCAGUACCUUCCCUCAGACACAGAUGAGUACAGACUGGCGGAGAAGAGAAAGCGGACAGAGGGAAUGCUCCAAAACCUUAAACUGGGCAGCAUCGUGUCAGAUACCAUCCCUCCGAGGCCUUUCACUACUGCCAGAAGAACACUUACAGCCGCAAAGCCCUCGGCCGCUGCCAGCGCUCCACCAGUGGUGAAUCCUGUGCAAUGCCAUGUUGGGAAGCCUCCGUCUUUGUUCAACACUCCUCCUCCAGGGCAUCUGUUCACCCAGACCAAAACCGAGCCGACGCCCUCCAACAACGGAGACGGAUGGAAGUUUUUCAGCAACGUCACCGUGCAGCCUUCUUCUGCUCCCGAUCCAUCUAUCGCUCAAGACUUCCGCACCGUCAAUCUCUCCGACCUGCAUGACUUCUCCUAUCCCAAUUUCCCUUCCUCCGCUCCGGAUCAAUCCGACACGAGCAGGAGAGGGGACGGAACCGGGGCUAACGGGGCCGGGACUACGGCGGCCCAAGAGGUCCAAAACACGUUCUCGUCUUUCGAGAACGAGAUUCUGGAUUUCCCGAGCUUUUCCGAAGCGCAGACGUCAGACGUGGAUAAUAUAAACAACGACGAGUUUCAGGCGCUGUUUAACCAAAGCGGACUUCCUGGAGAGGGCCCUUCCACUGCUUCUGUAUGUCACGCCAACGCGGUGGGAAACACGGCCAUCGACAGCGCAUCGGGUUCCAACGGUGCGGAGCAGGCGGCGAGAAACGGAACCUGGAUGAAUUUCCCACCGAGCAUCAUCAACUUUUUGCAGAACGAGCAGAUGCCGGAUUCCGGGAUGCCUCCCGCACCCGUUCAGCACAUCCUUGACGAGACGGACAUGCUGAACUCCCUGGACGAAGAUCGGCUCAUGUCCAUCCUUAACAACGGCAACCAAGUCAGCUUCCUGUCCGGGCAUCCCACUUAGAUAUCUCACACAGUUAGAUUUGCACGAUAUCGAGACUGGAAGGGCAAGCAAGAAAGGGACAGAGGACAAAACCGAGGCCAGAUUUUCCCCAGUGCCGAACUAAGGCCUGAGGAUCCUCAACAUAUGCAAAUUCAUUAUCUAAUAUCUGUUUCUUAUUUCUUCUUCCAAUCAAGACAGUUAUUCACAAAUACCUAACAGCAUUUUAUUUCAUUUACCUCGCCGUACUUCCUGUUCCACGUUCAUUGAUGCCAAGCUCUCUGAUCGAUGCCUAGCUCCGGUUUCGUAAAGAGCUCAGAGAGAGAGUUCCAGAAAGAGAGAGAGCGUUCAGAAUUGGCCACACCCACUCGGUGCACCUUUGUUUUUAAAAUUCGGACAUGGAACGAUUUCCCCCUUAAAUCAGACCUGCUCUUCAAAACAGACCUUGGUUUACUAUUAAAGGUCCACUAAGUUCAAGUAUUUCACUUACAUGCUAUGAACUAUCGAGUAAAAGGUCACAUGGAAAUUUUGACGCCAUCAUGACGGACAAUAAUCCCCGAAAUGGCUCUGACGUUACUUAUUUUAUGUACAUUAUGCAAAAGCGGCGUGGCUGAUCGUGUGAUUAGUCAGUAAGAGGCAUAAAUAUGGUGAAUGUUUAUCAUGUGGCUGGGAUUUUUGGGGUCCGGUUCUCAUUUUAAUGCACAGUUCAGAUUUUGUUCGCCUGCUUAGUUUGUAAAUCUAUAUAUUUGUUUUUAGUAUUGUUAACUUUUUUUAAAAAACAGUUGGUUAUGAUGAUGGCAUCUGGUGACUUUUAUAAAAUAUCGCCAUAUUUAUAACAUAGAAAAUCUCAGCAGUACAAAUGAUGGCGAUUAUAAUGCUUCUACAGCACGAGUCAAAUUUAUUGGCACCCCCCCAGGCUUCCUUCCUUCCUUCCUAGUCAUCACACGUGAAACCGGUUCAUACGAACGAUCCCGAGUCGUGGUCCGAAAGCCGCGUUUACUCUGCGCCCGCCUGCAUUUAGGCUCAUUAGAUCGAACCGUGGACAUGGAGUCACGUUACUCUUUGGUAUUUUAUUUUCUUAGACACUAAUCCUGUUAAAGUCACGGUUUAAUACAGAAGCAGGCAAGCCCUGUGUCCAAAAACAUUUGAUCAUAACAAAAAAUCAUUUUAUUCAUUAUGUAAAUCAGAUGUUAGAGAGAUAAAUGUUUAUGUAAAUUAAAGACAUAUAUAUACUUUCAAGAUGGCCAGACGGUCAUUUGGCAUGAGUAUUAGUUUAUAAUGUUAAAUAAAUAUAAAAUAAAUAAAAUGUAUAUAAAAUAAAUAUUUUUGUUUUGAUCACAAGAAAUCUUUUCAUAAUAAAUAGAGAUAUAAUAAUAUUGCACAAUUUUUAAGUUAUCACGUCACUGAAAAAAUAAUUUUUUUGUCGUUUUUGUCUGGCAUUUUUUUGGCGAAAUUUCACACAUUCUCGAUUCACAGGGUUUUCCCGCGAUCCUGCUUUUACAUAGGGACGAAAUCAGCACCCCCUACGUAACUUGGAGACGUUAAAGGAAGUCCUAAGCAGAUUCAUCCCAUCGCAUGAGAUUAAGUAACAGAGUAGGUAAGGUGUUACGAUACAAGUCUAGGCUGGGUGCCAGUACUUUUGGCCAAAACAGUAAAAGUGCACAGUGGAAUGCGGGUAAAGAAGGUGCGGACAUGGUGGAUAAGAUGGAGCGAUAUAGGAAAAGUAUUUCACGGUAUGUAUCACAGAUCGGGCUGGGUGCAAAAGUUUUGGCACCCCCGUAAUUAAACGGCACGGUGGUGUGAUGAAGCAGCGUGAUCAGUAAACCACCCUGAAGAUGUUUAUAUGUUUAUGUAAUUGUGCACAGAUUAAUUUGAGAAGAAAUUACAGCCAGAGAACCAAUCAGCAUCAUAUUUCCUACAUUUAUCACAGUGCAGUGUAACAUAAAGCAAUAGCAUACAGGAUAAACUUUCUGCUUUUUCAGAACGAAGGUUUUGUACAUAGACACGGAGUCCCCUAACAUCCAGUAUGUAAGUAAAAACGCAAAGGCAUCAGAGUUUCUGGCAAUGAAUCUUCGCUAUAAAUCUCAUUACAACACUUUUCUACCAUCGAAUGAUUUCUUUGUUGUGUUGUUCUCCAGAUGAUGAGAACGUGAAGGGGUUGUUUUCAUUCAGACUCUCUUUGUUUUAUCACUCAUAUAACUCUGAUAAGGUUUUUUUGCUUUUAUACACACCAACUGAUCUGUAGUCAAGAUAUAACGUGGAAAAAGAAAAAGAAAAAAAAAGUUUGUAGAUUUGAUAUUCUUAUCUUGAUCAUACAGAAAUAAAUAUAUUUCCAUUAAAUGUA